CGGGCUGCAUUUGGAGCCGCGCUGUUCAACCAGCGCCGGUACGUUGUUGAUGAAAUCGUCAUUGGUGACUUUGGUGGUGAGUGCAGUAAAGCUGCUGCUGCUGAUGGUGCUGUUUGCCAGUGCAACCAGGGCGGCCGCACGGUCGGUAUCAAAGUAUCUGUUCUUGGCACGUUCAACAUGGAAAUAAAUGAUUUUGUCGCUUAUAAGUACCCUCGUGGCGAAUGCUACUUUGACGUGGAAACGCUGAGCACACCUGCGAAUGCCAUUAUGAUAGAUUACGUGGAUGUCACAUUUAUAAGUUCGAUCUUUUUGCGAUUUCUGCGUGGUAUGAAUGCAGCAGUAGUGUCCGAUGGUUCUUCCAGACACGAAUACUCAUUGAUGUACAUAGAUACUACAACUUCGGGUGCCGUGAAGGCGCUGGAAAUUGAGCAAGAAAUGUACAUCACUGAUAUUUUCACGGGCUUCGCCCUCGAAGAAAUUUUGGUGGUGCCGAACCUCAUAUUCAUCGACCCCGUAUUCCUAUUACCGCGGCUGACGAAGUUUCAGCGGAACGUCAUCUUCCUCUCCCCGACCAUUCAGCAGCAGAUGUUCGUGUUGGCGCAGUACCUCAGCAGCAUUGGCGACCCCAACGCCCACG
This is a messenger RNA of Trypanosoma grayi, 637 nucleotides long. Its product is annotated as putative receptor-type adenylate cyclase. The transcript has a single exon. The annotation marks the transcript as partial. Lineage: Eukaryota; Euglenozoa; Kinetoplastea; Trypanosomatida; Trypanosomatidae. The record is from RefSeq and is a predicted model, not a curated record.